Cetraspora pellucida is the source of this 134-nucleotide messenger RNA. NCBI's taxonomy places the organism in Eukaryota, Fungi, Glomeromycota, Glomeromycetes, Diversisporales, Gigasporaceae. The record is from the annotation of a GenBank genome assembly.
AUGUCCGAAUACACUGGAGAUUCCAACUACAGCUUUACAGACGCAGUAUGCAGCCAUCAGGCCGUUCCCACCCUAUACAUCCGACUUACUCCCGAGGUAGCUACCGCGAACGACGCAUUAAGAAUUCAUUGUAG